AUCACAAUCCCUGACAGACAAACCUAGUCAUGUUUCCUCUGCCGAUGUUCACGGCCGAGCAGGUGGCGCGAGUCUGCGAGAAUCUGGAGGAGACUGGAGAUAUCGAGCGCUUGGGCCGCUUCCUCUGGUCUCUGCCCGCCGCCGUGCCCGGUUCGACCGGGGAACUUCUCAACCGUCACGAGUCGGUGAUGCGCGCGCGCGCGCUCGUGGCUUUCCACGGCGGGAAUUUCGAGGCUCUCUAUCAGAUCCUGCAGAGUCACCGGUUCACGCGCGAGUCCCACGCGAAGCUGCAGGACCUGUGGCUGGACGCGCAUUACCGCGAGGCGGAACGGCUGCGGGGGAGACCGCUGGGCCCGGUGGAGAAGUACCGAAUCCGGAAGAAGUUUCCCCUUCCUCGAACCAUCUGGGAUGGCGAGCAGAAGACGCACUGCUUUAAGGAACGAACCCGCAGCCUCCUCAGGGAAUGGUACCUGCAGGAUCCCUAUCCAAACCCCUCCAGAAAGCGUCACCUGGCUCAGGCCACCGGGCUCACCCCCACACAGGUGGGCAACUGGUUCAAGAACAGAAGACAGCGGGACAGAGCGGCAUCUGCUAAAAACAGACUACAGCAGGAUUCCUCCCUCCUCCCCUCCGGCAGCUCUCCCGAAUGUUCCUCCUCGGAGCACAACACGCUCCUCCAGGGCUCGUCCCCGCGGCGUCCCGGGAGCCCGGAGAACAGCGACUGCAGCUCGGGCACGGGGCCGAGGGGGACCGGGGCCUCCACGCCCGACAUCUCCGUCAGCAGCGACAGCGAGUUCGAGUCGUGAGGAACGCCUCGUCUGGACCCCGUCAAAGCGUAUAGAUGCACUUAAAGAAAGACUGAGAAAUCAGCUUGUGAAUGGACUUCCAGAUUUGACACACACAC
Molecule: messenger RNA, 904 nt
Organism: Pimephales promelas (fathead minnow)
Lineage: Eukaryota; Metazoa; Chordata; Actinopteri; Cypriniformes; Leuciscidae
Gene: six7
Product: SIX homeobox 7
Biological process (GO): regulation of transcription by RNA polymerase II; eye development
Cellular component (GO): nucleus; transcription regulator complex
Molecular function (GO): RNA polymerase II cis-regulatory region sequence-specific DNA binding; DNA-binding transcription factor activity, RNA polymerase II-specific
Source: RefSeq, a predicted model, not a curated record